GGAUUUUAUUUAUUUAAUUAUUUGAAGCCAAAGUGAGGUUAGUGAUGAAAUAGCAGUGACAUGUUACAGUGAGCUUCCUGUACAUGGAGGAAAAUGGCAAAGGCAGAUCCGCUGACUUGCUUUUACAGUAUAUUUCAGGUUCACGCCAGGAUGUUUGUAUAUUGAGGUCAAAGUAAAGCAGUUGCUUGGGAGCGUUUAACUUUUUCUUGGGGAUGAGAACUGAGGUGCUAUUGGUUGUCAAACUGUGUUUGCAGCCAUGUCUUUAAAGAUCUGUUGAACACACUAAAACACCAGUUUGUCCCACUGUCUUCUGGCAGCACAGCAAACACUCUUUUAAGCUGCAGCUCCCAUUAUGUUCAGCGUUGGUCUAUUUGUAUGUUUGUGAAAUACAGGUUGGUGUAGAAAGAAAGUCCUACACCCACGAUGGGUGUCACAGAAAGAGGUGGUAGAAAAGUUUUGUGCUCUUCCUGUCGGCUCCUCCUCCAAUCAGCUGAUUUGCAGUUUUGGGCUGAUGCUCUCUGCUGAUUCCUUUACAGAUAACAUGUGUAGGUUAUUCAUUUGAAAAGCACUUGACUGUCUUUUCAAAAAUCUGUCUUUAUGCCUUGUGUAUGCUUGUAGUUUUCUUUCACACAGACAAUCUGAGAAUAGUUUCUUGACAUUUAACAUGCAAGAAAUGCUUAUGCUUUUUUAGGACUUUUGUUUAUUUUGAAAAUUUAGCUGUAAAGGUCAGCAGGUGAAGUAUAGGACACAAUGAGAACCGUAAGAGCACAGGAACAGUAAAAUAGGCUUUGUGUUGCCAGAUUGUGUCGACAGAUUGAGCGGAAUUACCUUUUUGACCCUAUUUCACCUUUGUCUACAAAGACAUACAGUCAGUUAGCGAGCAUGCAUGUGAGCCCAGCUAUUAGGCAUUUAUGACAUCCACAUGCACAGGAAAAGGCUUUUGAGUUGGGUUUUUGUUUUGUUUUUUAAUCAAGUUAAUUUAUUGUCUAAUUGGCUCAUGUUUUCUUGUACAGAUGACAAGAGGUCACUUGUGGAAGUCAUGGGAUAUUUUUGUGCAGGGAAAUGGCUACUGUUCUUAUGCUUUAUCUGUAGCAAAAUGCACGUUUUCACAUGUUCUUUAUGAGGAAGUGCAGACUAACAAGGUAGAAAAAAGCACUCUUCAAUCGGUACAACGUGGACAAGAUAUGUGACAGAGACAUAAGCUACAAUGGAAGAAAAAAGAGCAAUGACGAAGAAGAGGAUGAACAUUUUUUCCUUUAUUGUUUUUGUGUUUUUGUUUUUUGAUGCAGUGUGUAGUAUCAAUUACAUGUACGUGGAUAUAAAAACUAUACAUGUACUGUCAAGCAGAACCACUGACACCACAGGCACCUACAAAUACACACACGCACACGCAAACACUCACACACAUACACCACAAACUUCCCGCGUACUCAUAUCUCUCAGUCUUUUACUGACAGUGACUGUGCCAGUUUUGAGAAGGGUGAGUGGGUGUGUUGACUGGAAACAAGCAGCAGUGACCCAGUACAAAGCCCUCUCAACCAAGACCUAACCCUCAGUAUGGAGUUGUUGGCUCCACAGAGGAGCAUGUUUAAGUCCUCAACAUGUUCAGUGAAGGAGAAAGCAACCCAAGCGGGCCGGGCAAGUGGCCUGGAUCUGCAGUCGUAGAAGGAAAACAGAGACCUUAAGGGUGUUGAAGAUGGCGGUGUGGAUCCAGGCCCAACAACUUCAAGGAGAUGCCCUCCACCAGAUGCAAUCUCUGUACGGUCAGCACUUUCCAAUUGAGGUGCGACAUUAUCUGUCCCAAUGGAUAGAGAGCCAGCUCUGGGAUGCCAUAGACCUGGAGAACCCACAGGAGGAGUUUAAGGCCAAACGCUUACUGGACAGUCUUAUACAGGAGUUGCAGAACAAGGCUGAGCACCAGGUUGGGGAGGAUGGUUUCCUUCUUAAAAUUAAACUGGGACACUAUGCCAACCAGCUCAAGAGCACGUAUGACCGCUGUCCUCUGGAGCUGGUCCGAUGUAUCAAACACAUCCUUUACACAGAGCAGAGGCUCGUCCGAGAGGCUACAAACUCAAACUCUCCAGUGGGUGGAAUGAUGGACAGCAUGUCUCAGAAAUACCAACAGAUCAACCAAGCUUUUGAGGAGCUUCGCCUGCUGACCCAAGACACUGAGAACGAUCUCCGCAAGCUCCAGCACAACCAGGAAUACUUCAUCAUCCAGUACCAAGAAAGCAUGCGCAUUCAGGCUCAACUGGCCAGCCUGGCCACACUGCCCCCUGCUGACCGCCAGCUACGAGAGCCUGCCCUUCUGAGCAAGAAAAACACUGUGGAGGCAUGGCUGACGAGAGAGGCCAACACACUACAGAAAUACAGACUGGACCUGGCAGAGAAGCACCAGAAAACACUGCAGCUGUUGAGGAAGCAGCAGACUAUCAUUCUGGAUGACGAGCUGAUCCAGUGGAAGAGACGGCAACAACUGGCAGGCAAUGGGGGACCGCCGGAGGGAGGCCUGGACAUCCUUCAGUCCUGGUGUGAGAAGCUCGCGGAAAUGAUUUGGCAAAACAGGCAACAGAUUCGGAGGGCCGAGCAUCUCAGACAGCAGCUGCCUAUCCCUGGACCUAUUGAAGAGCUCCUCAACGAACUCAACAGUACUAUCACAGAUAUCAUUUCAACACUGGUCACCAGCACAUUCAUCAUUGAGAAACAACCUCCACAGGUCCUUAAAACCCAAACUAAGUUUGCCGCUACAGUGCGCCUUCUAGUGGGAGGCAAGUUGAACGUACACAUGAAUCCCCCACAAGUCAAAGCCACCAUCAUCAGUGAACAGCAAGCCAAGGCCCUGUUGAAAAAUGAAAACACAAGAAAUGAUAGCAGUGGUGAAAUUCUUAACAAUAACUGUGUGAUGGAGUACCACCAGACUACAGGCACUCUGAGCGCCCACUUCAGGAACAUGUCUUUAAAGAGGAUCAAGCGAUCGGACAGACGAGGAGCAGAAUCUGUCACGGAAGAGAAAUUCACCAUUCUGUUUGAGUCCCAGUUUAGUGUUGGAAGCAAUGAGCUUGUCUUUCAAGUGAAGACAUUAUCACUUCCUGUAGUGGUGAUUGUUCAUGGUAGCCAAGACAAUAAUGCCACUGCAACUGUAUUGUGGGACAACGCUUUUGCAGAGCCGGGCCGGGUGCCUUUCCUCGUGCCAGAUAAGGUGCUUUGGCCUCAGCUGUGUGAGGUCAUCAACAUGAAGUACAAGGCAGAGGUGCAAAGUAAUCGAGGUCUGUCGGAGGAGAACUUGGUAUUUCUGGCUCAAAAAGCCUUCAGCAGCUCCAGCAACAACCCUGAUGACUACCGGAGCAUGACUAUGACCUGGUCACAGUUUAACAGGGAAAGCUUGCCAGGGAGGAACUUCACAUUUUGGCAGUGGUUUGACGGUGUGAUGGAACUCACAAAAAAGCAUCUGAAACCACACUGGAAUGAUGGAGCCAUCCUGGGCUUUGUGAACAAGCAGCAAGCUCAGGAUAUGCUCAUGUCUAAACCCAACGGUACCUUCCUCCUGCGCUUUAGUGAUUCUGAAAUUGGAGGAAUUACAAUUGCCUGGGUGGCAGAAAAUCCUAACAAAGCAGGUGAAAGAAUGGUUUGGAACCUCAUGCCCUACACAACCAAAGACUUUACCAUUCGCUCUCUGGCUGACCGCAUUAGUGAUCUCAACCACCUUCUAUUCCUCUACCCUGACAGACCCAAGGAUGAGGUUUUCUCCAAAUACUACACUCCGCCUCUCUCUAAAGCAGUUGACGGUUAUGUGAAACCACAGAUCAAACAAGUUGUGCCUGAGUUUGCCACAGCCAAUCCAGACCCAGCAAGUGGGAAUCCAACUUACAUGGAUCAAGGUGCCUCUCCAGCACCUGUCAGUCACCCUCACACCUAUGGCAUAUAUCCAGCUAUGGGUGACUCUAUGUUGGAUGCAGAUGGAGACUUUGACCUAGAUGACACCAUGGACGUAGCGAGGCAUGUAGAAGAGCUUCUCCGGCGGCCUGUAGAGAGCCAGUGGAGUGGCCAGCAGUCGUGACCUUUGACUGUUUAACUCGCAACAAAACCAAAUGAGCCCUGCCUAGCAACUUGCCCUACUCUCAUCGACAUGGUUUAAUUCCAUUGGUCUCUCUCAUUUUUUUCAUAUUGCUAUAAUGUGAAAUGUUCAUAAUGGUUGUGAUUUUUUUUUUUUUUUUUUUUUUUUUUUUUUUUUUGCUUUCCAGCAUGAAAACAUGCAUGUCAGUGACUUCUUAUUGUUUUUAUUUGUGUAAUCAGUGUUUGUAAAAGAGUAUAAUGCAAAACCUCUAAUGUUACAAUAUUAUGAAAAAGAAGUAAUGGUCACUCACAUAGUGCAUGCAUUUUCAAUUGAUUUAAACUGAUUUUUAAAAAUGCUACUGUAUGAAGUUAUUUUAGAAGUUGAAUGUUUUUAUUUUAUAUCGUCUUCUUUGUAAAUGGGUUAUUACUAUUUUAUUAGUGACAUUGAACGUGCCCUUUGACAAAAAAAGAAAGAAAAAAGAGAAACUUUAAUGAAAAGUUUUGAUUUUGCUCCUAACAACAUAAUCCAAGUCACUGCUCUGGAGAGUUACAGUCAUUUUUCUUCAAACCCAUAUACACUAACCUAAAGGCAGAGUGACUCUUUGCUCACUGCAACUGACAGCACACACGCUUCAAAGAUACACAUGCACAAAUUUAAGGUGUAUUUGUUUCUGAUUUGUUCACCAGCUGAAAGGAGGGGAGAAUUAUGUACCUCCCUUGCUCUCACAGGGCUACUUUUUCUUCUGUUUGUACCUGAAAUGCAAAUCUGAGCAUCUACCCAGUGCUGCCUGCUUGUCCUCUCAGGUCCCUCCGUGCCCCUCAUCAGUGCUACCUCGCAUUAUUCCACUGACAGUCUCUGUUAAUGAUUCUCUUGUUGUUUUCUGCACCACAUUCACACCAUAGGUACGGUCAGAGGUUUUACCUUUUUUUAAUUUGCAUUAUUUUGUGUGAAGACGAUCCCUUGCUGCACAGGCUAACUCUGUUGGCUGUUUUUAUGCUUGAAACUGCUCACCUGGAAAACACCGGAAUCAUGAAGUGUCACGUCUGAUUGUUAAUGCCUGAAUAUUUGAGGCUGUUCUGCUCCAAUGUGACUUUUCUGCCUUUUACCUUUUAGUGCAUAUAUAUAUUUUCAUUUUUUGGGGGGGGGUCCUGUAGCUACAUUAUGACACUGUGGCAAAAGAAAGUAUGUGCAUGCUUCUGUGUGACAACAUGACUGUUUCAGGAGCAGAAGUUGAAAAGCAUCUAUGAACGAGUGCAGACUUUAAAUGCUUGCACAUACUCACAAGCUGCUGGGUCAUGUUUAGGAUUCUAGGAUGUUUCUUUGCCUGACUUUUGAUUUCCCAUAUACCCCCACCCCUCCUCUCCCCCCUCCUCCACACACACAUAAAAAAUAAUUGUCUUGCAUCUCAGGAAUGAAUCACUUUGCUUAGCUGAUGUAUAAGCCAAAAAGAAGAGAUCUAUGUAUACAAAAUAUAUGACUUUAUUUUCUCUAUCUUAAUUGUAUUUUAUUAUUAUUGUUUCUCUGGCACUCCCAAAUUGAAUGUAACCUUUUGCAUGACCGUAUAAUACUCUCUCCGUCAGAUAAGAAGUCCCCGUUGACCAUAAGUAGCAACUGAAAAAGGACGCACGGCAACUGGAAAUUAGAGGUGUAGUUCUGUGUUUGUCCAGUAAACACAACAGUAUUUGAAAUAUUUCUUUUCCUUUUUUUAAAAAAAUUUUUUUUUUCUUUUGCAUCACUUUCUUUCCUGUUUUAGAAAUCUCAAGCUACAUGGACAGUCUUGUGCUACGUCUCUCAUUAUCAUCACUUCUGAGCUUUGUUCCACUGUAGUCUGUGUAUUUUUUUAACGAUAUAGAUGGCGCUGUGUGCUGUUUUAUGUACGUACCCUGUUUGUGGUUUGGGUUUAUGACUUGGAAGUUUUCCAAGCGAAAAAGCUGUUGAGUUGAAAAGAAGGAAAUAAAGUUUUAUAAAUAAUCUGAA
Messenger RNA from Oreochromis aureus, 6031 nucleotides. RefSeq names its product signal transducer and activator of transcription 5a (gene stat5a). The record is from RefSeq and is a predicted model, not a curated record. The transcript is spliced from 19 exons. NCBI's taxonomy places the organism in Eukaryota, Metazoa, Chordata, Actinopteri, Cichliformes, Cichlidae. Gene Ontology annotation, molecular function: RNA polymerase II cis-regulatory region sequence-specific DNA binding; DNA-binding transcription factor activity, RNA polymerase II-specific. The coding region runs from base 1697 to 4057 and encodes 786 amino acids. Gene Ontology annotation, biological process: regulation of cell population proliferation; cell surface receptor signaling pathway via JAK-STAT; cytokine-mediated signaling pathway.